This is a messenger RNA of Carlito syrichta (Philippine tarsier), 2535 nucleotides long. It is a transcript of the gene YARS1, whose product is annotated as tyrosyl-tRNA synthetase. The coding region runs from base 205 to 1791 and encodes 528 amino acids. The record is from RefSeq and is a predicted model, not a curated record. The transcript is spliced from 13 exons. Gene Ontology annotation, molecular function: tRNA binding; tyrosine-tRNA ligase activity; ATP binding. NCBI's taxonomy places the organism in Eukaryota, Metazoa, Chordata, Mammalia, Primates, Tarsiidae. Gene Ontology annotation, biological process: tyrosyl-tRNA aminoacylation.
AUCGACCCGCUCGGCUCCUGGCUGCUCCUGACUUGCCCGGCUACUGCCGGGCGGAGAGAGGACUAGGCUAGCUAGCCGAGUGACGAGCUCAGCUGAUGCAACCUGGCCCGACUCGCGUGACAGUUCCCGGCACGCGGCUGCGGCAGCAACUGAGGAAGGGACGCGAGUGCCGGGCCGAGCGUGGGAAGUAGGGGUACCGAAGCCAUGGGGGAUGCUCCCAGCCCUGAAGAGAAGCUGUACCUUAUUACCCGGAACCUGCAGGAGAUUCUAGGGGAAGAGAAGCUGAAAGAGAUACUGAAGGAGCGGGAACUUAAAAUUUACUGGGGAACAGCAACCACAGGAAAGCCACAUGUGGCUUACUUUGUGCCCAUGUCAAAGAUUGCGGACUUCUUAAAAGCAGGAUGUGAGGUAACAAUUCUAUUUGCAGACCUUCACGCAUACCUAGAUAACAUGAAAGCCCCGUGGGAACUUCUAGAACUCCGAGCCAGUUACUAUGAGAAUGUGAUCAAGGCAAUGCUGGAGAGUAUUGGUGUGCCCUUGGAGAAGCUCAAGUUCAUCAAAGGCACUGAUUACCAGCUCAGCAAAGAGUACACACUGGAUGUGUACAGACUCUCCUCUGUGGUCACACAGCACGAUGCCAAGAAAGCUGGAGCUGAGGUGGUAAAGCAGGUGGAGCACCCUUUGCUAAGUGGUCUUUUGUACCCUGGACUACAGGCUUUGGAUGAAGAGUAUUUAAAAGUAGAUGCCCAGUUUGGAGGUGUUGAUCAGAGAAAGAUUUUCACCUUUGCAGAAAAGUACCUCCCUGCACUUGGCUACUCAAAGCGGGUCCAUCUGAUGAAUCCUAUGGUUCCAGGAUUAACUGGAAGUAAAAUGAGCUCUUCAGAAGAGGAGUCCAAGAUUGAUCUCCUUGAUCGGAAGGAGGAUGUAAAGAAAAAAUUGAAGAAGGCCUUCUGUGAGCCAGGAAAUGUGGAGAAUAAUGGGGUUCUGUCCUUCAUCAAACAUGUCCUCUUUCCCCUCAAGUCCGAGUUUGUGAUCCUUCGAGAUGAGAAAUGGGGUGGAAACAAAACCUACACAGCUUACAUGGACUUGGAAAAGGACUUUGCUGAUGAGGUUGUACACCCUGGAGACCUAAAAAAUUCUGUUGAAGUCGCCCUGAACAAGUUGCUGGAUCCCAUCCGGGAAAAGUUUAAUACUCCUGCACUAAAGAAACUGACCAGUGCUGCCUACCCGGAUCCCUCAAAGCAGAAGCCAGUGGCCAAAGGCCCUGCUAAGAAUUCAGAACCAGAGGAGAUCAUCCCAUCCCGGCUGGAUAUCCGUGUGGGGAAAAUCAUCAGUGUGGAGAAGCACCCAGAUGCAGACAGCCUGUAUGUGGAGAAGAUUGACGUGGGAGAAGCUGAGCCACGGACUGUGGUGAGCGGCCUGGUACAGUUUGUGCCCAAGGAGGAACUGCAAGGCAGGCUGGGAGUGGUGCUGUGCAACCUGAAACCCCAGAAGAUGAGAGGAGUCGAGUCCCAAGGCAUGCUUCUGUGUGCUUCUAUAGAAGGGACAAGCCGCCAGGUUGAACCUCUGGACCCUCCUGCAGGCUCUGCUCCCGGUGAGCGAGUGUUUGUGAAAGGCUAUGAGAAGGGCCAGCCAGAUGAGGAGCUCAAGCCCAAGAAGAAAGUCUUUGAGAAGCUGCAGGCUGACUUUAAAAUUUCUGAGGAGUACAUUGCACAGUGGAAGCAAAGCAACUUCAUGACCAAGCUGGGGUCCAUCUCCUGUAAAUCGCUGAAAGGAGGGAACAUUAGCUAGCCAAUCUGGCAUGUUCCUCCCUUCUCCCACCAUCCUGAAUCAUCUGCGGAUGUCUUAAUUUGCUCCAUCCAUCACCUUGUUAUCCAUCUCCCAGGACACUAAAGCGGCAGGUCAAUACUUAUUAAAUACAGAACUCAGUAAGGGGCAGCUUGCCCUCCCAGAAUCUGGGAUCAUCCAGUCUGGCUGCAAUGAGAGUCUGAACCCCGCCGGGGAAUAAGGAGGGCUGGGCAGCAGCAGGGAGUCUAGCCCUCCCUUUUUUCCCUUGGCAACUGACUUGAGAAAUCUGGUUUCAAUAUAACUCAUAGAGGUUAAUGCCACAAUCCUUGUAAUUGGAAAAAUAUUGGUUUCCAGAUUUUCUUGGAGUUAUCCCAGCAGCUGUGCCUCUAGCUGGGAUUCUAGUACCUGAACUGGACUAAUUACAGCUUCUCCUCAGCCGGAAAUUGUGGGAUUUGAAUAGGAAAGGGAAGGGGAAACAGAGAACCUAGUGGUCUGCCAAGUGGUUGGCAGCUUUCCCAAUGUCUGCCUACCCUGAGGCUUGGAACUAGGGGGCAGGGUCUGUCCCAGGAUUUCUGGAAUUUCUCUUGAUCCAGCUAGGUUGGAACACUCCCUAAACCAGCUAUGUUGUUAGAUGAGGGGUAGAAGGGAUGGCACAGAGUGGUUCUUUCUUCAGAAAAGGCGGGGACUUCUCCAUAAGGCAUCUCAAUCAUCACUGUCAUAAAUUCAAAUAAAAUGUUAGAACAAGGG